UAAUAAUUACAUUGACGUGUAACAUGCGUUAAUAUAUAUCCUUAAAAUAGAAUAACAUGUUCAAUAGAACGACUAGUUCGUAGAAGUUCAUUUAAAUACUAUGUAGACGUCAACUCGUCGCAUUUUUCAAGUAACGGGGAUUUUAUUCACGAAAAAACUUUAUGUGCAAUGUGCACGAAUAUAUAUGUUUUUCACGAAUGGAUCCUAACUUUUGUAUUAUUGAAUUUUACCGUGUCUUCUACUUUUUCUGUUUCAUCACUACGGGUACAAGUUUAAAAUUAAAAAAGGAUAGACAAACUGUGGUCAUUUUGUCAUUUGACGGAUUUCGGUACGAUUAUGUAGAGCGCGUAAAUAUGCGUCACUUUAAAGAAUUUGCUAGGAAUGGAGUUAAAGCUGACUCUUUGAAAAGCGCAUUUGUCACAAAAACGUUGCCCAACCAUUUUACUAUGGUAACUGGUCUGUACGAGGAAUCACACGGAAUAAUAUCUAACUACAUGUAUGAUCCAAAAUAUGCGGAGUACUUUGAUCCAGUACUGUCUUCAAAAGACUCUAAAUGGUGGAGCAGUGCAGUUCCUAUAUGGAUAGAAAAUGAGUUGCAGUACCUUCAAGACGGCAAUCGGACUCGUAAAAGUGCUACGAUUUAUUGGCCAGGGUCAGAAGCAACUUAUAACGGACACUGGCAAUAUUAUACGGAAAAAAAAUAUAAUCAAAAUUAUACAUUUAAAGCUCGAGUUGAUAAAAUAAUAGAUUUGUUACUUGAACCUGAUCCAGUAAACUUUAUUGCAUGCUACUUUGAAGAACCGGAUUAUACAAGUCAUAAGUAUGGGCCAGAUCAUGAAAACACAUCAAUCGUACUUCAAAAAGUUGAUGGACUGCUUGGUUAUUAUAUAAAUAAAUUAAAAAAAGCAAACCUCUACACCAAAAUCAAUACAAUUAUUGUAAGCGAUCAUGGAAUGAUGUUCGUAAAAAAAGAAAAUGUCAAAACACUUACAAACUACUUACAUCCUGAUGCCUAUAAUAUUUAUAGCUACGGCACAUUUCUUCUAAUUCAGCCUAAACAUGGGUUGCUGGAAGAAGUCUACUUUAAUUUGACAAAGGUUGCUCAUUUAAAAACUUAUAAAAAAGAAAGCAUACCAUCACAAUGGCACUAUAAAACCAACAGGAGAAUAACAGAUAUUUUUUCAGUAGCAGAUCCCGGUUAUUACAUAUCACCAAAUGAAAAUGUAACUGCUGAGAUAUUAAGUGACUUUGGAGAUCACGGCUACGAUAAUAAUAUAAAAGAAAUGCAUGGUAUAUUUUUAGCGCACGGACCGGCUUUUAAAAACGGUUUAAAUGUCGGAUUAGUUGAAAAUAUAGACUUAUACGUUCUUAUGUGUGAAAUAUUAGAGUUAAAACCGAAUCCUAACAACGGUUCAUUACCUCGAGUUUUAGGAAUGCUACAAGAAAAAACGUUGUUUUCUAUAAUUAAACAAAAUCCCACGUUCGUUGUGAUUCUACUUUCGAUUUGUGGUUUGUUUUUAAUUGGAGUACUUUGUGCGUGUAGUCUUUCGUGUUUUCGUAGUAUUAAAAAAUCGGCAAAAUAUGCAGCACUUUAUCAAAAAGAGGUUCCUUUGUCAGAAUGGUCAGAAGAUGAAGAAUUUUUUACGCGAAGCAAUUAAAUGUCGUGUGACCCAAAACAACAAUUAAAAAAAAAAACAUAUAUAGAAAGUGCCACUGGUUAUUAAUUAGUUUUUUUUUCAAAUGAUUUUAAUAUUUAAUAUAUAAAUCUAUGAUUAUAGAAAAA
Messenger RNA from Hydra vulgaris (swiftwater hydra), 1783 nucleotides. RefSeq names its product bis(5'-adenosyl)-triphosphatase enpp4. The record is from RefSeq and is a predicted model, not a curated record. NCBI's taxonomy places the organism in Eukaryota, Metazoa, Cnidaria, Hydrozoa, Anthoathecata, Hydridae.